CGGACCCCAGUGCGCAUGUGCGGUACCACACACGUGCGGUGAUCGUCUGGAGCUGCUGCAUGCGACAGAGAGGAGACAGUCCGUAAAGCUUUAAAAGAUAAUAACAAAAGAUAACUCUCAGAAAACAUACAUUGUUGCCCUUUUAACCACAGGUGAAAGAAAAUAGUCCUCCGUGAAGCACUUCGCCGAGAGGGCCGGAAUACCAGAAAACCCAUUCACAAUGACUGAAGCUCAAGUGAACCCAAAGGCCUACCCGCUGGCCGACGCCACGCUGACCAAAACCAUCCUGGACCUGGUGCAGCAAGCGUCCAACUACAAGCAGCUGAGGAAGGGGGCUAAUGAAGCCACUAAAACCCUGAACAGAGGCAUCGCAGAGUUCAUUGUGAUGGCUGCUGAUGCUGAACCACUGGAGAUCAUUCUCCACCUGCCGCUGCUCUGUGAGGACAAGAACGUCCCGUACGUGUUUGUCCGCUCCAAGCAGGCCUUGGGUCGGGCCUGUGGGGUGUCUCGCCCCGUUAUCGCUACCUCAGUCACCAUAAAGGAGGGAUCUCAGCUCAAACCGCAGAUUCAGUCUGUUCAGAUGGCGAUUGAGAGACUGCUUGUGUGAUUUUGUUUUUUUGUUACACUGUUGUGACAAAGUCUCCUUGAAAAAAGGGGAAGACAAGUUCCAGAUUGAACAUCAUUUUCUUUUCUGUUUGAUAAAAAAAAA
Messenger RNA from Morone saxatilis (striped sea-bass), 709 nucleotides. Its product is annotated as NHP2-like protein 1. Gene Ontology annotation, molecular function: RNA binding. The record is from RefSeq and is a predicted model, not a curated record. Gene Ontology annotation, cellular component: small-subunit processome; precatalytic spliceosome; U4/U6 x U5 tri-snRNP complex. Gene Ontology annotation, biological process: maturation of SSU-rRNA; mRNA splicing, via spliceosome; ribosome biogenesis. The transcript has 3 exons. NCBI's taxonomy places the organism in Eukaryota, Metazoa, Chordata, Actinopteri, Moronidae. The coding region runs from base 221 to 607 and encodes 128 amino acids.